This is a messenger RNA of Kuraishia capsulata CBS 1993, 522 nucleotides long. RefSeq lists its product as uncharacterized. The transcript has a single exon. The record is from RefSeq and is a predicted model, not a curated record. NCBI's taxonomy places the organism in Eukaryota, Fungi, Ascomycota, Pichiomycetes, Pichiales, Pichiaceae. The coding region runs from base 1 to 522 and encodes 173 amino acids.
AUGUUUGAUAACGAUUUCGACGAUCUGCUAAACUUGGAAGAAAAGUUCUACCGGGAAGGAUUUGAAGAAGGAGUGCAAGCAGGCAAGCAGAACAACUUCAGAGAGGGAAAGGAACUUGGAAUCCAGACCGGAUACCAGACAUUUUUGUACGUGGGUCAGAUACGAGGAUUGACACAUAGUUGGAAACUGUAUGUGGACAAGAUCAAUUCUGGCGAGAUAUCACCUCCUUCGGAGAGGGUUGGAGGAAAGGAAAGGGACUGGGUCAAGGUUAGUAAUCAGAUAAGCGAGCUGAAAAGUCUGGUUGACAGUUUAUAUGAGAAUGGGAAAUUGAAUCUCACGAAUAGUGAUGACGAUGUGAGCAAGAUCAGCAGCACAAUUAAGGCUUUGAGAACAAAGGCGAGGAUAAUAGCGGGAAUACUGGCUCAAAGGGAGCUGUUCCUAGAGAUGGAGAGGACGGCGUUGCAAGUUGCAGGUAAAAUCCAGACGAACCAGACAUUGGCGCCCGAGGAGGAUAUGUGGUAA